Capsaspora owczarzaki ATCC 30864 is the source of this 3486-nucleotide messenger RNA. RefSeq lists its product as hypothetical. The coding region runs from base 34 to 3228 and encodes 1064 amino acids. Gene Ontology annotation, molecular function: actin filament binding. The record is from RefSeq and is a predicted model, not a curated record. NCBI's taxonomy places the organism in Eukaryota, Filasterea, Ministeriida, Capsasporidae. Gene Ontology annotation, cellular component: cortical actin cytoskeleton; cell junction; cell projection. Gene Ontology annotation, biological process: actin cytoskeleton organization. The transcript has 2 exons.
GUUCGAAUUUUUCCUGUUUGAAUUUAAACGACCAUGAACAGUGACGACUUUUCCCAGGUGGAGGAGAACAAGGCGGCCCUCCGCCAGCGCCAGGACGACAUGCAGCAGCGCACCUUCACCAAGUGGUACAACUCGUACCUGAAGCACCGCAACAUUAACGUCAACAACCUGAUUGAGGACAUGCACGACGCCGUCAUUCUGCUCAACCUGCUCGAAAUCAUCUCGUCAGAGAAGAUUGGCAAGUACAACAAGGCGCCCAAGAUGCGCGUCAUGAAGCUCGAGAACGCCAGCGCCGCCAUCGACUUUAUCAAGCGCCACGACAUCAAGCUGACUGGCAUUGGUCCGGAGGAUCUCGUCGACGGCAACCAGAAGCUCAUUCUCGGUCUGUCGUGGAUGCUGAUUUUGCGGUAUGAGAUUCAAAAGUUCUCGCAAGACAUCCAGGAGCUGCUGCGCUGGUGCAAGGCCCGCACGGCCGGCUACCCGAACGUCCGCGUCCAAAACUUCACCGAGUCGUUCAACGACGGCCUCGCCUUUUGCGCACUCAUCAACAAGCACUACCCCAACCUGCUGGACUUUGACAAGCUCGAUCCCGCCGCCAACCGCGAGAACUUGGAGCGCGCCUUUGACAUUGCCGAGCGCGAGUUUGGCGUGCCAAAGCUGCUCGACGUCCAGGACAUGCUCGACGGACCCGACGAAAAGUCAGUCAUCACCUACGUCUCCAAGCUGCGCCAGGCGUUCGCCGACAAGGACAACGAGCUCACCGAGGCUGCCCGCCUGGCCGAGCUCCGCCGCCUGCAAGAGGAGGAGGACGCCCGCCGUCGCGCCCAGGAGGAGGAGGAGCUCCGCCGCCGCGAGCAAGAGCUCAAGGCCGCCGCAGACGCCCUCAACGCAAUGUUCCCCAGCCUGCUUGCUCGCCAGGAGCACGAGGCCGAGACCGAUCGUCUCAAGGGCCAGUAUGGUCCUCGCGCGGACGAUCUCGCCGAGUGGAUUGCCAACAACGACCGCAACAUGGGCGACCAGCUCGCUCACGUCAACGACUUGAAUGGCGACGAAGUUCUCGCGGCCCUCGACAACCUCAACCGCUUUGACGAGAGCGACAAGCCUCCGCGCCACGACGAGCUGCUCGACCUCGGCCAAUUGUACGACCAGGUCAAUGCCCGCCUUGCCAAGGAGGGCCGCCCGCCGUUCGAUCACCCCCACGGCAUCAAGCAGCUGAACAAUGGCUGGAAUGGCAUGGAAAACACCGAGCGCGACCUCCGCAACGCCCUGCUCGCGCGCGCCAAGCGUCUCGGUCUUGUCCAGCCUCUGAUUGAGCGCUUCCGUCGCAUCUCUGCGCGCCUCACCAACUGGCGCGAGACCCGCUCACCGCUCAUCGACUCGACCGAGUUUGGCGACUCUGAGGUGGCCGUUCUCGGACAGCUGCGCGAGUUUAAGCGUGUUGAGACGGAGGUUGCCCCGCAGCUUGCCGCCGUCCGCUCGCUCGACAGUCUCGGCCGUCUGAUCAAGCAGCAAGACAACUCGUUCAACGACGAGGUCGACGGCACCCUUCGCGAGCAGCACGGCUUUUACGACCAAGCCCAGGCACGCGCAUCCAACCGCCGCGCCGCCCUGCAGAAGGAGCUCGAGCGCCAGCAACGCCUCGAGGAGGAGCGCACCGUGUACGGUCGCCGCACCAACGAGCUUGCGGGCCUCUGCGACGAGGGCGAGGAGUAUGUCAACUACCACCUCGAGUCGGUCGACACUGCCGACAUUCUUCGCCAGUACCACCAGCGUCUCGACACCUCGGUCGACGGCAUCAACGCCAACGCCGCGCCCCAGGGCUUUGACCGCGAGAUUAUCAACGCGCUCUUUGUCCGCGUCGACCACAUUCGCGGCGCCAUCCGCGACCGUGCCGGCCACGCCGAGCAGGCUGCCCAGCGCGCGCAGACCGAAGCCGGCCUCAACCGCUCGGUGGACGCCAUCAACCGCGACUUUAAGAACUGGCACAACGAUGCCACCCGCAACGUUGCCAUUCUGCACGACGACAUUGCGACCCAGUCCCGCGAGCCUGCUCACCAGCACCUCGACGCGCUUCGUCGCAACCUGCCCGCUGGCCAGGACAAGGUCGAGCAGCUCCGCACGCACGCCCGCCAGCUGCGCGAGCUUGCCGACAGCCAAGCGCACAGCGGCUCGGCCAACUCGCCCGCUGCCCUCAACCUGCGUCAGAGCUCCCAGGAGGCCGAGGCUGCCCUGAGCAACGCCGACGCUCUCGUCCGCGCGCACCAGCAACAGAUUGAGCGUCUGCAAGGCGAGGUUCAGGUCCUCGACUCGCAGCAGCUGACUGUUCCCAACCCCAAUGCCGUCCGCCAGGCCCUCAAGACUCUCAGCAACCCUUCGAACGGCGUGCUCGAGGAGCAGGCGCUCCGUGACCGCGGCAUCCGCGAGGAGCACAUUGGCUACCUCAACUCGCAAAUCCAGGCUGCUCCUCGUGGCGGUUUGGACUAUGACAACUUUGACCCUUACCGUGGUCGCACUUUCACGCCAGCCACCCGCAAGGCCAGCAUUUCUGCCGCCUCUUCGGCCCCAUCCACUCCCCAACAACAGCAGCGUGCAGCUCCCACCCUGGCGCGCCAGCCCUCGCAGCCCUCCACCCCUUACUCGCCAGCGUCGUCGGCUGCGCAGCCUCGCGCCCUGAGCACUGGCUCGUACCAACAGCAGCUGCAAAGCCCCUCGUUCCAACCCGCGGGCUCCAACCUGUCGUCGCCAAGCACGUUCCGCUCUGGCGGCGCCAACAACCGCCUGAGCGCGUCGUACAACGACCAGCCCGUGUCGUCGCCCUCCUCUGGCCGCCCGUCGAGCACCUACAACGACAACUCGCACAGCCGCUCGCCCCGCCCUACUUCGUCCGUUGGCGGUUCUGGCAUUGGCCCUGACGUUGUGGUGGAUGGCACCCGCCAGUCGUCCCAGAUUGAGGAAAAUGUUAUUCUGCAUGUGACGCAAUCCGACGAUCUCCCCGUCAUUGUCAAGUACGAGCUGGAAGUCCACAAGUCCAAGCGCAUCGACUUCACCCUGUCCACCGAGGGCAGCCAGAACCUCGAGGUUGCCUGGCCGACCGAGGGCGACGGUGUCCGCGCCCAGACCUCGGUCAACCCCUUCGAGUGCCGCACCAUUGCUGUCCUCCGUCAGGUCGACCCCUACGCCAGCGCUUCAUUGCGAGUCAAGUAUUCCUGGAAGAGCAAGGAUGCGUAAACGAGUUGGGAUUUAAAGCGAGAGCGCUGGUUUUUUGAUUGCUCUUUUGUUUUUUUUUUUGGUUGGCUUUCCCCCCCCCCCUUUGUCUAUUCUUGUUCUCUCGUGUCUUUCCCAUUUUUUUUUUGCUUGUUUUACUUGUGCAUCUGUGUCGGGUCGUUAUUCUUCAGUGUGUUUUCUCGACAUUGCUGCUUUCCCAUUUCCGUUGUUGUUUGUGUACACUGUGUGGUUUUUUUUUUGUUAAUCUAGCUUCUUCCCCCC